UGAUCUUAGAAAAAGUAUUUUUCCACCCCCAUUUUUUUUUUCCAUGUUGCCUCGGUAGGAUCACUCCGUAUACUGAGUUACAAAGUGUGGCUUAGACGUGUUGCUGUAGCGCAGGCUUAGUGUCACUUCUGACCUGCCGACUCUGAGAAUCGUUCCUAGAGUAUCAGAGUAACGCUGCUACUGCGGUGGGUGAUGGGGAAGACGGGCCGUGCUCGGGCACCGGUAACCCUAGCGAGUGGUUUGUUGUGGUGUUUUUGUUUUUUUCUCUUAACAUUGAGGUUCAAGAUCUUAAGAGUUACUCAUUCUACUACUGUUUCUAGGAUGGAAAUUUUAGCUAGAAGUGUUCUAACAAAAAUGUGUCAUCCUUUUGUCUGUUUUUUCAAAUGGACACACUUCUCUGAUGUGCUUGAGACUAGAUGUAAAGACACACGGGAACUUCUGCUGAAGGACUGUAACGCGUGUGGCUGCUGGGCAUUGAUGCAGAGAUGAAUCGUCACCUGUGUGCUUGGCUUUUUAGACGUUCAUCUCUUAAUGGUCCCCGCCAGUACCACCUCCAGCCCCAAUCUCAUCAAUUUACACAGAUCCAUCUUGAUACAAGGCUGUGGAUUUUUAGACAAAACAGGAAUCGCAUUCUCCAUCAUCUGCUAAAUAAGAAUUGUCCCAGGAGAUAUUGUCAUCAGUCCAAGAUGCUGUGGAAGCAUAAAGCACUACAGAAAUAUAUGGAGGACCUGAAUAAGGAGUACCGGACGCUUGAUGAGUGUUUGCAGCAUAUGUCUGUGAAUGAAGGGGACCGGAAGUCCUUGAAUCGAAGGCAUGCUGAGUUGGCACCACUUGCAGCCAUUUACCAAGAAAUUCAGGAGGCUGAGCAAGCAAUUGAAGAAUUAGAUUCAAUGUGUAAAAGUCUAAAUAAACAAGAUGAAAAGCAGUUACAAGAACUCGCAUUGGAAGAGAGGCAAACCAUUGCUCAAAAAAUCCAUAUAUUAUACAGUGAGCUUUUCCAGAGUCUAGUGCCAAAGGAGAAAUAUGACAAAAAUGAUGUUAUUUUAGAGGUGACAUCUGGAAGAACUACUGGAGGUGAUAUCUGCCAGCAGUUUACUCGGGAAAUAUUUGAUAUGUACCAGAAUUAUUCAAGCUAUAAAAACUGGAAAUUUGAACUCCUGAAUUACACACCAGCUGAUUAUGGUGGGCUGCAUCACGCAGCUGCCCGAAUUUCUGGUGACAGUGUCUAUAAGCAUCUGAAGUAUGAAGGUGGGAUUCACCGAGUUCAGCGAAUCCCUGAAGUGGGCCUGUCGUCAAGGAUGCAGCGCAUUCACACAGGGACCAUGUCCGUUAUUGUCCUCCCUCAACCAGAUGAGGUAGAUGUGAAGGUGGACCCCAAGGAUUUGCGAAUAGAUACAUUUCGAGCCAAAGGAGCAGGAGGGCAGCAUGUUAAUACAACUGAUAGCGCUGUCAGACUUGUCCAUAUCCCCACAGGGCUUGUGAUAGAAUGCCAACAAGAACGAUCACAGAUUAAAAAUAAAGAAAUAGCUUUGCGUGUGUUGAGAGCUAGACUCUACCAGCAGAUGAUUGAGAAAGACAGGUGUCAGCAACAAAGUACUAGAAAACUGCAGGUGGGAACAAGAGCCCAGUCAGAGAGAAUUCGGACAUAUAAUUUCACCCAGGAUAGAGUCACUGACCACAGGAUAGCAUAUGAAGUUCGUGAUAUUAAGGUAAUAUAACAAUAUGCUUUAUGUACCUUUGCUUUUCAAAGAAAGUGUACUCAAAUUUUAGAGAGUUGUAUCUAAAACAUUACCAAGUAAUUUAAAAUCAUUAAGCCUGUUUAAGGUAGUAUCUCCAAAUAGGCAAACAUUCAUAUUAGUUUGUUGGUAAGAAAU
Messenger RNA from Leptonychotes weddellii (Weddell seal), 1874 nucleotides. Lineage: Eukaryota; Metazoa; Chordata; Mammalia; Carnivora; Phocidae. The record is from RefSeq and is a predicted model, not a curated record.